CAGCGAGAUCCAGGUGCUGGAGGGCACCGAGAUCCGGCUGCGCCUCUUCGGGCUGGGCAUGCACAGCCGCGUCUACGAGAUGGUCUCCUUCUCCGAAGUGGACCCGUCCCGCGGGAACACCGUCCGCUGGGCGAAUGCCACCUGCCCCGAGAAGACGCAGGACCUGGUGGUGCAGGAUCAGCCGGGCGAGAGCAGGAACACCUCGGCCGUGGUCUUCGUGAAGGUGCAGCUGCUGCGCAAGGCGGAGCAGUCCAAGCUCUACGUCCUGUGCACCCGUAGCCAACCCGGGCAGCCCUGGCUGCGCCUGGAGGGCAAAGACGCCUUCCUGCGCGUGGUGGAGGAGAAGAAGCACUUGCUGCCCCUCUGGUUCCAGAUCAUCCUCAUCCUCGGCCUCCUGGUGCUCUCGGGCAUGUUCAGCGGCCUCAACCUGGGCCUCAUGGCCCUCGACCCCAUGGAGCUGCGCAUCGUGCAGAACUGCGGCACCGACAAGGAGAAGCGCUACGCCCGCAAGAUCGAGCCCAUUCGCCGCAAGGGCAACUACCUGCUCUGCUCCCUCCUCCUGGGCAACGUCUUGGUCAACACCACCCUCACCAUCCUGCUCGACGACCUCAUUGGCUCUGGGCUGGGGGCCGUGGUGGCCUCCACCACCGGCAUCGUGAUCUUCGGGGAGAUUGUCCCGCAGGCCCUGUGCUCCCGCCACGGUUUGGCUGUGGGCGCCAACACCAUCGGCGUCACCAAGUUCUUCAUGCUGUUGACUUUCCCCCUCUCCUUCCCCAUCAGCAAACUCCUGGACUGUAUACUUGGCCAAGAGAUUGGCACGGUGUACAACCGGGAGAAGUUGGUGGAGAUGCUGAAGAUUACAGAGCCUUACAAUGACCUGGUGAAGGAAGAGUUGAACAUGAUCCAGGGAGCGCUGGAGCUCAGGACUAAGACGGUAGAGGACGUCAUGACCCCGCUCCAUGACUGUUUCAUGAUCAACAGUGACGCCAUCUUGGAUUUCAACACCAUGUCAGAGAUCAUGGAGAGCGGCUACACACGUAUUCCUGUUUUUGAAGAGGAGCACUCCAACAUUGUAGAUAUCCUUUAUGUCAAGGAUCUCGCCUUUGUAGACCCUGAUGACUGCACUACCCUCAAGACAAUCACAAAGUUCUACAACCACCCUGUCCAUUUUGUCUUCCAUGAUACCAAGCUGGACGCCAUGCUGGAGGAAUUCAAAAAGGGGAAAUCCCACUUGGCCAUCGUUCAGAAGGUGAACAACGAAGGUGAGGGUGACCCCUUCUACGAGGUGCUCGGCCUGGUGACGCUGGAGGAUGUCAUUGAGGAGAUAAUCAAGUCGGAAAUCCUGGACGAGUCGGAUAUGUACACUGACAACCGCUCCAGGAAGCGAGUGAAUCACCAGAAGAACAAACGGGACUUCUCGGCCUUCAAAGAUAAUGACACAGAGUCCAAGGUGAAGAUUUCCCCACAGCUGCUCCUGGCUGCUCACCGCUUUCUCUCCACGGAGGUAACACAGUUCACCCCCUCCCUUAUUUCGGAGAAGAUCCUGCUGCGCUUGCUCAAACACCGCGAUGUCAUCCACGAGCUGAAGUUUGACGAAGAGAACAAGAAAUCACCCCAGCACUUCCUCUUCAACAGGAACAAGCCAUCUGACUACUUCAUCCUCAUCCUUCAGGGUAAAGUGGAGGUGGAGGCUGGCAAGGAGAACAUGAAGUUUGAGACUGGGCCUUUCUCCUAUUACGGGGUGAUGGCCUUGAGUCCAAUCGUCGCAACAAUUUCAGAGGUGCGUUCUCCAUCUCACAUGAGUAACCUGAACCGCUCGGCGUCCCUCUGCUACCACGAACGCUCUGAUUCCAUCUCCUCCAACUUCAGCGGCAGCAACAACCAGCUCAAUGCCAACGCCGGCUCCCAGUACAUCUCAGACUUCAGCGUCCGCGCUCUCACGGACCUGCAGUAUAUCAAGAUCACGCGCCUCCAGUACCAGAAUGGUCUCAUGGCCUCCCGCCUCGAGAGCUGCCCCCAAUCCCCUGAGGGCAGCCCCCCCAAGCCGGACCCCUCCUUGCCGGAAAAGGGGGACUCUGUCCCCAAGCCGGACCCCUCCUUGCCAGAAAAGGGGGACUCCGUCCCCAAACCGGACUCCUCGUUGGACAAGGGCGACUCCACCCCCAAAUCAGACACCUCCUUGUCGGAAAAGGGGGACUCCGUGGGGACCAAUGAAACGACCACCCUCAUGAACGAGAGGAACCGCCAGCAUCACAAGACGAACCACAACCCCCCGGACGAUGUCGUCUGACCCCGGCCUUUGGCGGCCUGGUCCGGCCCAGCUCGCCUUCACCCUUCCCUUCCAAAGACACGCCAGUGCCCACGAGAGGAUGUUGAUCGUGCACCUACAAACCUCAGGUAGCGGUUGUUGCAGCCGGGGAGACAGGGGGGGCGUCCCUCCACACCCAGAUAACGUUUGUCUCUCAGCCACUCUCCCGCACCCCUCUGUUUCCCACGCAAGACAGCUCGAUCUGUUAAGGGAGGCAGUGCAACCUCGAAGCAGCAGUACCUCGGCUCACCCUGACGAGGAUACGGGUCUUGGAUGCUAAAGGGAAUCCUCCUUAUGGAAAGCCGGAGCCUGAAUUGCCUGCUGUGAUCCAGAUCCGCCCCGGUUUGCGUUCCAGCCGGGGCGGGGUGGGGAGGCCGGCUACCCACAGGAUAUCUAAAGGGAGGCCGCGUGGUGCUGCUUUUCCACGCUGGCUUUGGUUUUUUUAUUUGAAGAGACGGAAAUGGAAGCGAAGCAACAACAUGGGCAGCGUCCUGGGUUUGCUUGAUCGGGUUCUCUCUCUCUCUCUCUUUCUCUCUCUCUCUCUCUCGACCAAGAGCUGCUGGGGAGACCCUCCCUGCCUCCAUUCCAGUGGCACAUAGGUACAGAGAUUGCUCAGAACUUGCCUGAAGGAGAUCAGGGCGAGAGCAAGCGGCCGGCGGCCGUCUCUUGAUAAGACAGGAAUCCUUUUCCCAUCUCAGGGAGUUCUGAAUCUUGUGUUGUCUGGGGGGAUAUGUUCUUCUUCUUAAUAUUAUUACUAUUUUUAUAUUUUAUCAAGCCGGCUGGGUGUUUGAUAGGAGAGAAAUACCUGACAAGCACGGGGAACUAAACAGGUUGAAAAGUUUAUAGAAUCUUUUUUCUUUUUUUUUCUGGAGGGACCUCUGUUUCUGGGGUUGGGGAUGGGCCUUUCCCAUUCAAGUUCUCUUCUCAUUUGGUUUCAGCCUGGUGCGCCAUGCUCAAGGAAUCAUAACCAAGCCAAGUGAUAUGACAAGGGGUCGUGUCCCAGGGGUGCUUGGAUGAAUUGUACCAAUUCAUAUUGCAGGGGAAAGCU
Molecule: messenger RNA, 3356 nt
Organism: Elgaria multicarinata webbii
Lineage: Eukaryota; Metazoa; Chordata; Lepidosauria; Squamata; Anguidae
Gene: CNNM4
Product: cyclin and CBS domain divalent metal cation transport mediator 4
Exons: 7
Coding region: 59-2290 (743 amino acids)
Biological process (GO): magnesium ion transport; magnesium ion homeostasis; intracellular manganese ion homeostasis
Cellular component (GO): plasma membrane; cytoplasm
Molecular function (GO): magnesium ion transmembrane transporter activity; sodium ion transmembrane transporter activity
Source: RefSeq, a predicted model, not a curated record